AUGAAAGAGCUGAAGAAGGAGAGGGAUGAUAAGCUCAGAGCAAUGAAGAAGGAGGCGGAGAAGAGAAGGGAAAAGUCCAAGGAGGCUCGGGACCGUGCCGACCGGCAACUGCAAGCACAUUGCGAAGAGCUUCGGCAAGAGCUGAAAGAGGCUGAUGAUCGAGUGGCAAAAUGCCUUGCCGACAUCCGGCAGGCACAUGACGAUUCCAUCGAGUCCAAACAGGUGAAGGGCAUCGAAGCCCGGAAACAGAAGGCCGCGUUCGAAGACAUGUUGCUGCGCAAGCGUGAGGACAUGCACGACGAAAUAGAGGAGAAGCACUUGAGGAAACGCCAGUUGCUUGAAGAGCUGUUGGGCCAGAGGGUCUCCAACAAGGAGGCAAUGCUCCACAAGGAGAUGCAGUGUCGGCAACGAGUGGCCGAGUACCUCGCAACGCAGCAGGCAGAGAACGAAAAGAAGUAUGGCGAAGCCCUCGAACGGCAUAGCAAGGCAGAAGACUUCAGAAACGAUCGGCUGAAGGAGAGAUUGAAAGAGUUCAAGACAGCGAAUAGCAAGAAGCGGCAGGCUUUUGUCUCCAGGUAUGAGAGGCUGCUAGUCGAGAAGGAGAAGGAACAUGAAGAAUUCAGAAGAAACUGGGAGUCCAGGAGCCUGCAGCGCUCGGCCUCGGAGACGCUUCGGCGAAAGGAACGGCCGGAACUCCUCCGAGCCCGUGAGGAUGCAGAGCAUUUCGCCGCGCUGGCGGCCGAAAACCGGGAGCGCCUGCGGCGCGCGAAUGCCUAUGCCGUGGACCAGCAGAUCGAGAAGCUCCUCGCGAUCCGACAGAGGGCACAGGUCCUGGAGGACAGCAAGGCGGAUGCCGAUCGGCGGCGCAUGGUUGUUCUGCGGAACACGGCUGUCACAAAGCAUGAGUUGCAGAGCAAGGUUGAUCGCUUCAAGGACGUAGGGGUCGACAAGAUGAUCAAGCUGCUGGAGGAUGUCGAGAUCGAACCCGAGGCGGCGAAGAGGAUCAACGACAUCCUUUCGGAGCUCCAGCUGCCACCACUGGGUGGCUAUUCCCAAGAGGAUGAGAAGUAG
Symbiodinium necroappetens is the source of this 1071-nucleotide messenger RNA. NCBI's taxonomy places the organism in Eukaryota, Dinophyceae, Suessiales, Symbiodiniaceae. The record is from the annotation of a GenBank genome assembly.